AUGCAACUCGUGCUGUGCGCAGCUGAUGAAGCCCUUGCAGUGUCGAUGCUUCGCAGACUUCCACGGUUCUCUCAAAUGCCGCUGACGCGCACCCGUGACAUGUCGCUCAUAGACCGUGGCACAAUUGUGGUGGAUGUCGGGGCAACUUACGACGCGACUAAGAACCGCUUUGAUCAUCAUCAACGUGGUUUCGAGGAAACGUUUGACGCUGAUCACAAGGUCAAGUUGAGCUCCGCCGGUUUGACGUGGAAACACUUUGGCAAGGACAUUCUGCGCAUCAGCGCCCCUGCGCUCACGCCAGAAGAGGUUGAGACCCUGUACAUCAAAAUGUACGACGACUUUGUGGAGGGGAUUGACGGCAUCGACAACGGCGUGGAACGCUAUCCGGCUGCUGCGGGCAAGCCAGCUUACAAAGACCGGACAGAUCUUUCGUCUCGGGUCAGCUACCUGAAUCCUCGCUGGAACGAGGAGGUGGACGAUGAGGAGAGAAUGCGCAGAUUCGAGAGAGCAAGCAGCUUAGCCGGGCAGGAAUUUUUCGACCGGUUGGACUACGCAGUCCAUGGUUGGCUGCCAGCACGCAAAUUGGUUCAAACAGCGCUUGCGAAUAGGAAGACAGCGGAAGGCGGUGAUUCGUCGGGAAAGAUUCUUAUCUUUGAUGGAUACGUCAGCUGGAAGGACCAUCUCUUCACGCUCGAGAAGGAGUCGAACAUCCCGGCUGAAGAGCAACCGCUGUAUGCUGUCUACCCAGACGAGUCUGGUAAGUGGCGGGUGCAGGCAGUCCCAGAGUCACCAAGCAGCUUUGCGAGCAGGAAAGCUUUGCCCGAGCCUUGGCGAGGCAUCCGAGACGACGACCUCAGCAAACUGAGCGGUGUCCCUGGUUGCAUUUUUGUGCACCAAAGUGGCUUCAUUGGAGGAAAUCAGACGCGGGCCGGUGCACUCGAAAUGGCAAGUAAAGCCUUGCAUUGGAGUUGA
Messenger RNA from Tilletiaria anomala UBC 951, 972 nucleotides. Its product is annotated as metal-dependent protein hydrolase. Gene Ontology annotation, cellular component: nucleus; cytoplasm. The transcript has 4 exons. NCBI's taxonomy places the organism in Eukaryota, Fungi, Basidiomycota, Exobasidiomycetes, Georgefischeriales, Tilletiariaceae. The record is from RefSeq and is a predicted model, not a curated record. Bases 1 to 972 code for a protein of 323 amino acids.